Physcomitrium patens is the source of this 1101-nucleotide messenger RNA. NCBI's taxonomy places the organism in Eukaryota, Viridiplantae, Streptophyta, Bryopsida, Funariales, Funariaceae. The record is from RefSeq and is a predicted model, not a curated record.
GCGGCGGACUCGCCUGCGAGCAUUUCAUCGUUGCUCCCAGUUAGGGUUUGGUUUGCAUACUGACCUGCUUCCAUGCCCGCUGCGAGGUCCAUGCCCUAUCACCUGCUGGAUACUGCUGUGGUUUGAUCCUGGUUUGCCGGUGCUAUCAUCACUGAGCUACGAGAUUCGGGUUUCUCACGGUUAGCGAGUGGGCUUGAGUCAAGUUAUUGAGAAAAUACUGCGGGAUGUCUGGAUUGAAUUCUGGUCUCGGAAUCCUGGGAUGGCUCUGGAUGGACAUAUGUGAAGAACUGUACCCUGGCGUGUUCUGUUUUCCACGGAAUUAUUGGGUGAUUAGCACGACAUAGGGUUACACUACUUUUUCUCCACUUCGGGUGCAUUUUGACGUGUACUUAUGCCUAGCUUUAAGCAGACGUAAGCAGGUUUCGAGAGUGCAGCAGAGAUACCAACUCGCGUUUGGUUGAUUCUGCCCACGUCGAUAUGAAUCGUAACGUUAACAAGGAUGAAAAUCAACCGGAUGUUGUUGUCACCAAGAAAGCUUUUAAUCUGGCAUGUUCAUGGGUUCAGAAGAUGUCUGGAGGAGCUGAUUUCAACGUGGAAGAAGAGUCUAAAGGUUUGCCUGAGGAUGGCAUUCCCGAUGUUCGGCCACUGAGGCUAGGAUUAGGGGCCAAGUAUCUCUCACAUUCGCAAGCCAAUCAUGUAAGCAGUCAAAUCGACCGUAAACUUAGGGCUAAGUUGGUGCCUAUGUCUAAGACCGCGUCGGGUUAUCCGAGAGGCCAGAAGGAGAGAAGUAAUUUCAGGGAAGAAGCGGAAGUGGGCAAUAACGUUGACGAGGACGAGGACGAGGACGAGGAGGACGAUAGCCGCACUUCAAUUUUUAAGAAGAGGUCCUGUGCGGAUGUCAGACCCGCAUUGAUAUACUCAGACACAGUUUCUAUAAAGAAGAAGAAAAAGGGGAAUUAGUUCUAAUGCAUGUGAAGUAAGGGGUUACAUGAAUAGAUUUGUAUAGAAAGCAGGAUUGCAACAAGCCAAGGCUGAAUAGGGACCGCAAGAACGUCUGUAUUUUACAAGAUGUUACAUGCAUGGAAUGUGUUGAAUGCGAUA